Messenger RNA from Fusarium graminearum PH-1, 776 nucleotides. RefSeq lists its product as uncharacterized. Bases 94 to 594 code for a protein of 166 amino acids. Gene Ontology annotation, molecular function: zinc ion binding. Lineage: Eukaryota; Fungi; Ascomycota; Sordariomycetes; Hypocreales; Nectriaceae. The record is from RefSeq and is a predicted model, not a curated record. The transcript is spliced from 4 exons.
UAUAAACUCGAGCGCAAGAAGGUUCCUGAUAUAGAUAGAUCGUGUCAGACUUCUUUUAGUGUUCAAGCCAUAAUACUAGUCUAAAUCAUCACAAUGGAGAAACCUACCGUUACUUCGAACAACUACGGCCCGCCUGCUGAGCAGUCUCAGCACCCCGAGCACGCUCAAGAGAGCAUUCCCAACGACCAGCAACCACCGCAGUACGAUAACCGCGACUUUAGCUCUCCUCUCGCCCAACCACCUCUCACAAACAACCAUCCUACCAGUCCCCCACCUACACACCAACAAGAUGGAGGUUUUCCACCAGCCCAGCAGCAGAACUACCACAGCGUGCCGAUCCAGAACCUACAAAGCCAGAGUGCACCGGUAGUUUGCCCUAGCUGUGGUGUGAGAGCCAUGACGGUUACAAAGGCUGAGUCUGGAGGAAUGAUGCAUGCUGUUGCGGCGGGCGUCUGCUUUUUUACCUGUUUGGGUUGUAUUCCUUAUUGUAUUGAGUCGUUGAAGGAUGUUCAUCAUCAGUGUGGAAAUUGUAACAUGCCGCUUGCUAGUUACCACCGAAGUGGCAGAACUGAAGUGCGCUACUUCCAGAAGUAAGGAAGAUGUUGCAUGGCGAGAAUGUUGUUUUGCUUUGAGUUGGUUGCAAUAUGAUACCACAUGGAUUAUUAAUUGGACUUUUCGUUGCUAUUAAUUGAACUUUGAUCACUGCCCAGUGUAUGUACCAGUAAACAUUUGGCUUUGAUGAUCUCGAAUUGUGUUUUUUAUGCGAUAACACUCGC